AUGAAGCAAGUCAUUGGUCUAGUGCUUUUGGGGCUGUUGUGCAGUAAUGGUGUACUGGCGGAAAAUGGAAGCAAUACUCAAGCGGAAGCACCAUCUCAAUCGGGGCGUAUUAUCAACGGCGCCGAAGUGAACAUCGCCGGCUACAAGUUUGCAAUUAGUCUCUUCGUAGACAACAGAUACUACUGCGGUGCUAGCAUCAUCACGGCGUCGCAUGCCCUGACCGCUGCUCAUUGCGUACUAGGCAUUGCUCCUUCGCGGGUAAUUUUGUACGGAGGAAGUUCAUUCCUCAAUCGGCCAGUCGUACGAAUUACAGUUAGUAGAAUAGCUGUUCAUCCCAGCUACAACCCUUCAGUCUCUAAGAACUACGAUGCAGCUGUCAUCACGGUGCCUACGAACAGCUUCGUUGGAAAGCCAAACAUGGCACCGAUCGGACUUCAAACCGCUCAAGUGCCAACUGGCACAAGAUGCUACGUCGUUGGAUGGGGCUGGUAUGACAACAAUCUUCAAACGGCUUCAAACAGCUUACGUUACACCAACGUGCAAACCGUGUCGGACGCCUCUUGUUCGGCAACAUUCCAGCAAACAAUUAUGCCUGAUCAAAUUUGCUCCAUCAACGGCAAUAACAUUGAGGUUUGCAAAGGAGACAGCGGUAGUGCCCUUGUAUGCGGUGGUACAGUGACUGGAGUCGUGUCCUUCGGCCGUGUUCCCUGCACCAAUGCUGCACCAACUGUAUAUGCGAAGGUUAUGGGCCCCAGCGUGCGCAGCUUUAUUCGAAGCCAAGCGGGAAUCUAA
This is a messenger RNA of Anopheles maculipalpis, 792 nucleotides long. RefSeq names its product trypsin delta-like. Gene Ontology annotation, biological process: proteolysis. The record is from RefSeq and is a predicted model, not a curated record. The transcript has 3 exons. Gene Ontology annotation, molecular function: serine-type endopeptidase activity. Lineage: Eukaryota; Metazoa; Arthropoda; Insecta; Diptera; Culicidae. Bases 1 to 792 code for a protein of 263 amino acids.